CUGAGGGUUUAUGGAGGGAAACCAGUAGAGAGUGAGAGAGUGAGGGAUACAAUAAUGGCGGAACUCUCAAGUAUCAUUCACGAACUUCGAGAAAGAAUUUCUGCUUCAUCGUCUUCACCAGCAAAUAACGGAGAUGAUGAUCACUUAGUGAAUAGAUUUCGGACUGUUCUUCCUAAUCUUCUUCAAUCUUAUGUUCUUCCUUCAUCCACGGCUAAUGAGAGAGAAGUGACUGCGGUUCUAAAGCUAUUAUCACAUAUAGCAAGGAAUUUUCCGGGAGUUUACUUCCAUGGGAAAGCAAGUGCUGUUUUUCCAGUCAUUGCUCGAGUUUUACCCUUCUUUGCUGAACCUGCAUUUAGAUCUCGCCAUGGAGUAAUUUUCGAGACAGUUGGAUCUCUUCUAUCCUUGCUCCGUUCAGGAGAACGAGGAGCAUAUCGUCAGUUUUUCUUGGAUGCCAUGUUGUUAAUUGAAGAUCUCCUAUAUGUAGCAUCAUUGUUCGCAGAUAGCUCCACUAUCUCAGUGUCUCCUGUAGUAUCCUUGAAGUGCUUUCACAAGUCGUUUGUUGGAAUAUCCAGUAGUCCAGCCCCUCUCUGUGAUCUUCCAGCCUGUUUCAGACCCACAGAUGGCCUUGGUAUCUUGAUUGACCUCUCCGAUAAUCAGAGGUGGCAGCCGUUUGCCACUUGGACCCUUAAGAUUAUCAGUAAAUGCCUAACUGAAGGAACUCUGUACGUGGAAGGACUUAUCAAUGCAUCAUUUGUAUACGCUGCAUGUUCUCUUUUGUGCUAUGGGGAUGCUGCUUUGCAUAUGGCAUGUUUCGACUUUGCACGUGUCCUGACAACUGUAGUUGAUGCUGAAAUUGUUCCGAUGGAAAAUCUUAUUCGCACGAUCUUGACCAUAUUAGGGCACAAUGAGAAGGAACAUCCAACAUUCAGAAGUACCGUUUACGACUCUUGCAUGGGUGCUUGCCUUCAUGUAUUGUAUUCGAGUUGUCCAGAUGACGUGGUUGAGCUUACAGCUGAAGAUUUAGUCAAUGUAUUUCCAGAAUCAUUAAAAAACACAGAUAGCCUCGACCUUAUGGUUGCUAUGUGCAGUGCGUAUGUUCGAAUAUGUAAGACUUGCCCUGUGCAUAUCUGGAAGCCGGAAUCUCUUGUUGAUAUGUUGUACUCUCCAAAACCUUGCUUGCCGGUGAUGGAUUGCAUUCGCGUCGCCAUAGGUGUACUUGGUCCUGAUAUUGUUGGCGGCGUAAAUGUGGAGAAUAGAGAUACUGGUGUCUCAACUGGAAGUGACAAAAGAAAUCAGAGCUCAAAAGUUGGAGACAAGAGACCGGUUCAGAACUUAGUUAUUCUACAGAAUAAGCGUCAAAAAGUAGAGGAAGAAAUGUUGCUAUCUAACAUUACUCGUGUGGGGUUUGAUUUUAAAAGUAAGCAUGAGCAGGACAAUGAACAUGCGGGUUCUAUGCAAGAAUCACUUGUUUCAUUUAUUGGUUUCCUAAAACCAAGUGGAAUUAACGAAACCACGUUAACACCCGAAAUUGCAGUGACUGCUCUUAGCAUGCUGUCCAUUAUCUUUUGUAAUUACCCAAAAACAUGUCUGGCGCUUACCAUUUUUCGGCAAGUGUGUGAGUGGAUGCCUUGGAUAUCUGAGCAGGCAAAGCAAAGCAGUUCAAUCACAUUUGAUUUGGCCAUCUAUCUGGAAGCAGUUCAUAGCAUAAUGCUUUUGCAAAGUUCCCUUCCCCAGGAGAAUUUCCUUUUCAAAACUAUGGAUGUUAAUGCAAAUCUUAGAGUGGUGUUAAUGCUUCCAUGGACACAAUUACUUGCAACAACUGAAGCUGAUUCUAUGCGGAAUACAAAAUGUUUAUCUGUUCAAGUUCUCUCCAAGACUGGUUCUGCAUUAAAACCUGAAAGUGUGCUUGAAAUCCUGGAUUUAGCUCUUUGUGAUGAAGCCUGGGAGGUUAGAGCUGAAGCUGUUAUUUCUAUACCAAUGAUUGUCAUGUGCUCUGGUCUUGGCGUGCUACCGCAUAUGCUUAGAAAACUGGAGAUCUUGGUGAAAGAGAAGUGCAGCAAUGUUAACAGAAUUGUUCCGUUUACUCUUGGUUACUUGGCAUGCCUAUAUGGGUCUACCUAUGCCAAUAAUGCCUCGCCGUGUAAGCUUUUCUUAAUUGACGAUAGCAACAAAAAGAGUCAAACUACUGUUGAUCUUCUCAGUCGUGGAUUCUGGUGUCCCAAGUGUGACAAACGAGAUAUGCGUCAGUAUGAGCAAUAUCCUAAGGUUAUGCUCCUGUCCGACGGGCGAAACAUGGAAUACUGCUCUGACCAUCACUUCAAUAAUUUAGUGUCUCUCUUUUUUGAACUUCUUUAUGAUGAUUCAUCUGAAGAGGCUCAAGCUGCAUGUGUGGGAAUCAUUCCACGGAUCCUCGUGCACGGGUCUCAAGAGAUCCUGCUUGAGACAAAGUCCCAGUGGAUCAAGUGUCUUGAGUUUGUACUCCAUAAUGAGAAGAAAAUUGUGAGGGAAGCAUUCAGAGGUCAGAUUAGUUGCUUCCUUGAAAUUCCCAUUUUGACAUGUUUGUUUGGGGAUGUGGAGACAUCUAACAAAACGAAAGAGCAGAGGUUUUUGGACAAACUUAAACAUGCUUUGGCAGCUGCUAAAGAUCCUCAGUUCUUUGAGACACUUUUGGAGGUGACCGCAGAUAUCAUGAACGCCGUUGACAUCCAUGAGCAGCUGUUCUUUUACUCACUUAUCCUGCUGGUUGAUCAGCUCGAUAAUCCUCAUAUGAUAGUGAGAAUGGAUGCGUCAAGGUUGAUAAAGAGCUCAUGCCACUUCCAUCUUAAAGGAGGGUUCGACGUGCUCCUUUCCAAGGUUAAUCAUAUCAAGCAUGAGCUUUAUUCUUAUCUUUGUGCACGAGUGGUGAACCGCCCAGCAAUGGUUCGGGAAUUUGCAGAGGCUGUUGUUGGUGUACAAAUGGAGGACUUCAUCAAACAGAUGGUUCCAAUUGUUCUUCCGAAGCUUGUGAUCUCUCAGCAGGACAACGAUCAAGCGUUUGUCACAUUACAAGAGUUGGCUGGGCAUCUGAACACUGAGAUGGUGCCGCUAAUAGUUAAUUUGCUACCCAAAGUUCUUGCGUUUGCUCUUCUUCAAGGUGACGGGCAACAGCUACUAUCUGCUUUGCAGUUUUAUCACGUACAGACCGGAUCUAGCAACCAGGAAAUUUUUGGAGCUGCAUUACCAGCACUGCUCGAUGAACUUGUGUGCUUCCUUGGCGAUGGAGACCCAAAUGAGGCCACUGAUAGGCUAACGAGGGUCCCUGAAAUGAUACAAGAAGUUGCAAGAGUCUUGACCGGCUCUGAUGAUCUCAGUGGGUUUCUAAGGCAUCAUUUUGUCGGUCUUCUUAACAGUAUAGACCGGAAAAUGCUUCACGCUGAGGAUAUAUCCUUGCAGAAACAAGCCCUGAAACGUAUAGAAUUGCUAAUUGAGUUGAUGGGUUCUCACCUUUCGACCUAUGUGCCUAAAAUCAUGGUGCUUCUUAUGCAUGCUGUUGGUAAAGAAACCCUCCAAAGUGAGGGUCUCUCUGUCUUACAUUUUUUCAUCAAACAACUGGUGAAAGUCUCCCCAUCAAGUACUAAGUAUGUGAUUUCACAGGCCUUUGCUGCUCUUAUCCCAUUUUUGGAGCGGUGUAAAGAAAAUACUUCUUUUCAUCUGAGUAAAGUUGUUGAGAUCUUGGAAGAACUCGUGGUUGAAAACAAGGUUCUUUUAAAACAGCAUAUUCGAGAGCUCCCUUUGCUGCCAAGUAUUCCUGAAUUAGCUGAAGUGAAAAAAGUUAUACAAGAAGCACGGGGAUCAAUGACUUUCAAGGAUCAACUACGAGAUGCAGUUGAUGGUCUAAACCAUGAGAGCUUGAAUGUGAGGUAUAUGGUUGCGUGUGAGUUGGGAAAAUUACUGAACUUACAACGAGAGGAUGUUACAGCUCUGAUCUCUGGAGAAGCUGGCUCGGAUUUGGAUGUGUUGAGCUCCUUGAUUACGUCCUUACUUAGAGGAUGCACAGAAGAGUCCAGGACUACCAUAGGACAGCGCCUGAAAUUAGUUUGUGCUGAUUGUCUUGGAGCACUUGGAGCCGUGGAUCCUGCCACAGUGAAGGGAAUCUCUUGUGAACGUUUCAAAAUUGAAUGCUCAGAUGAUGACCUUAUCUUUGAAUUGAUCCACAAGCAUCUAGCAAGAGCUUUUAGAGCUGCUCCUGAUACCAUUGUCCAAGACUCUGCUGCCUUGGCAAUACAAGAGCUGCUGAAAAUUGCAGGUUGCCAAGCAUCACUUGAUGAUAAUAUUGGAGCUCAGACAAUACAGUCAGAGAAGGGUAAAGAAGUGUUGAAUGUUUCUUUGUCGGGGAGUGGGAAUAUGGAUGAUCGCAGUGAGAUGAACAAGAGGGGCAAGAGAUUAUGGGGCCGUUUCUCUAACUAUGUUAAAGAAAUAAUUGCCCCAUGCUUGACCUCAAGAUUUCAACUUCCAAAUGUGGCUGAUUCUACGUCUUUAGGCCCUAUUUACCGAUCUUCAAUGUCAUUCCGCAGGUGGAUAUUUUUUUGGAUCAGGAAGCUGACAGUACAUGCAACUGGUUCAAGAGCAAGUAUUUUCAAUGCUUGUCGGGGUAUAGUACGUCAUGACACACAAACAGCUAUGUAUUUGCUACCAUAUUUAGUCUUGCAUGCUGUCUGCUACUCUACUGCUGAGGCUCGACUUGGCAUAACAGAAGAGAUACUUUCUGUCCUCAAUGUGGCCGCAUCAGAGAACAGUGAGGCCGCUGUUAAUGGAGUCAUGGGAGGGCAAAGUGAAGUCUGUAUUCAGGCAGUCUUUACCCUUCUUGAUAAUCUCGGGCAGUGGGUGGAUGAUGUAAAACAAGAAGUUGCUCUUUCCCAAUCUCUACACUGCUCAAAGCAGCAAUCGUCUAAGUCAACUGGGCGAAAUAAAGAUCCUCCUUCAAAAGGUCCUAAUCAGCUCCUAAUUCAGUGUAAUAAUGUUUCUGAGCUGUUGGCUGUUAUUCCAAAGGUUACCCUAGCCAAGGCUUCUAUCCGAUGCAAGGCUUAUGCACGAGCUCUUCUGUACUUCGAAUCUCAUGUCCUGGAAAAAUCAGGAUCCUUCAACCCAGCAGCUGAGAGAAGUGGUAUCUUUGAGGAUGAGGAUGUUACUACUCUGAUGGAGAUAUACAGUGGCUUGGAUGAGCCUGAUGGUCUCUCUGGGUUGGCGCAUUUAAGGAAAUCAUCAAGCUUGCAGGACCAACUCCUUAUAAACAAGAAGGCAGGAAACUGGGCAGAUGUCUUAACUUCUUGUGAGCAGGCUCUUCAGCUGGAGCCCAGUUCCAUCCAGAGGCAUUCCGAUGUUCUCAACUGCUUACUAAACAUGUGUCACCUUCAGGCCAUGGUAACUCAUGUAGAUGGUUUAAUCUCUAGGGUUCCCAAGUAUAAGAAGACUUGGUGCAUGCAAGGUGUGCAAGCAGCUUGGAGGCUUGGCCGGUGGGACCUUAUGGAUGAGUACAUCUCUGGGGCUGAUGAGGAAGGUCUACUCUGUAGCAGUUCCGAGAGCAAUGCUUGCUUUGACAUGGAUGUUGCCAAGAUCCUGCAAGCAAUGAUGAAGAAGGACCAGUUCUCAGUUGCAGAGCGGAUUGCUCAUUCUAAACAAGCUUUGCUUGCUCCUCUUGCUGCUGCUGGAAUGGAUUCUUACGCUCGAGCUUACCCCUUUGUGGUAAAGCUGCACUUGCUACGGGAACUGGAAGACUUCCAUAGUCUUCUUGUCAAUGAUUCUUUCUUGGAGAGAUCUUUCCAUCUGGAUGAUCCAAGAUUCAAGAAAGUAAUACAAGAUUGGGAAAAUCGAAUGCGGUUCACACAGCCAUCUCUAUGGACAAGGGAGCCGCUCCUGGCAUUCCGGAGGCUGGUUUUCGGUGCCAGUGAUCUUCAUGCUUGUGUUGGAAAUUGUUGGCUUCAAUAUGCAAAACUCUGCCGUUCUGCUGGUCACAAUGAGACAGCCAACAGAGCAAUUCUAGAAGCCCAGACGUCUGGGGCAGCCAAUGUUCACAUCGAAAAGGCUAAACUUUUGUGGAAUUCCAGAAGGUCAGAUGGUGCCAUCGCAGAAUUGCAACAGGCUCUUCUCAAUUUUCCUGUGGAUGUCAUAGGAUCUGCGGUGGUCGCAUCACUUACUACUCUACCACUUGUCCCACUGAACCCCCCUUCCAUCGCUGUCACUCAAGCUUCAAAUGAAAAUAGAGAUGUUGCUAAAACCCUCCUUCUAUAUUCUAGAUGGAUUCACUACACUGGCCAAAAGCAGAAGGAAGAUGUGAUAGGUCUGUAUGCUAAGGUGAGAGAACUGCAGCCCAGAUGGGAGAAAGGAUUCUUCUAUAUAGCUAAAUAUUGCGAUGAAUUGCUUGUUGAUGCUAGAAAACGGCAGGAAGAAAACCUUGAACCAAGGUCCAGGGUUAAUUUAAAUGCCGAGGAAACUCCCUGGUUAUCUUACCUUCCGGAUGUCCUACUUUUCUAUGCAAAGGGGCUUCAUAGGGGCCAUAAAAACUUAUAUCAAGCACUUCCAAGGUUGCUAACCUUGUGGUUUGACUUCGGUAGCAAGUAUUACAGAGAAGGCUUAUCAUCCAAUAAAGAAAUUAAAUCGGUCCAUCAAAGGGUCAUGUGUAUCAUACGAGGUUGCCAUAAGGAUUUACCAAGAUACCAGUGGUUAGCAAUGCUACCUCAGUUGGUGUCUCGAAUUUGUCACCAGAAUGAAGACACUGUUCGGCUUGUCAGAUAUAUCAUCACCUCCGUUCUGCAAGAUUACCCACAACAAGGUCUAUGGACUAUGGCAGCAGUUUCAAAGUCCCAUGUUCCUGCAAGGCGUGAGGCUGCUGCUGGUAUCAUACAAGAAGCACGCAAAGUUUCCAGGCAAGGAAGUGAUGGCAGUAGUUUGUUUGUGCAGUUUGCUAGCUUGAUAGAUCAUCUGAUUAGGUUGUGCUUCCAUCCGGGCCAGCCAAAAGCGAAAACAAUCAACAUCUCAACUGAGUUUAGUGCUCUGAAACGGAUGAUGCCAGUGGGAAUCAUAAUGCCAAUCCAACAAGCUCUUACUGUCAAACUACCAAUGUAUGAGAGUGAAACGAACACUGACUAUCAUAACAUUGAUAUUUUCUCAGCUUCGGACCUUACGACUAUAUCAGGAAUAGGAGAUGAAGCUGAAAUCCUAUCAUCUCUUCAGAAACCCAAGAAGGUAAUUUUUAUUGGGAGUGAUGGUGUUGAACGCCCAUUUCUCUGCAAGCCGAAAGAUGAUCUAAGGAAGGAUGCACGCAUGAUGGAGUUUGUGUCGAUGAUCAACCGUCUUUUGGCAAAAUAUCCAGAAAGCCGUCGGAGGAAGCUUUACAUCCGCACCUUCGCUGUGAUCCCGUUGACAGAGGACUGCGGUAUGGUAGAGUGGGUUCCCCAUACCCGGGGUUUACGACAUAUACUGCAGGAUAUCUAUACUGCCCAUGGGAAAUUCGAUAGGCAGAAAACUAAUCCGUUGAUUAAGCGGAUAUAUGACCAGUGUCAGGGCAAAGUUUCAGAGGAGGAGAUGUUGAAGACCAAAAUUUUACCAUUGUUCCCACCAAUUUUCCACAAAUGGUUCUUGACAACAUUUUCGGAGCCAGCUGCUUGGUUUCGAGCUCGAGUUGCUUAUGCUCACACUACUGCUGUUUGGUCUAUGGUUGGGCACAUUGUGGGCCUUGGCGACAGGCAUGGGGAGAAUAUCCUUUUUGAUUCCACAACUGGCGAUUGUGUUCACGUCGAUUUUAGUUGUUUGUUUGAUAAGGGUCUGCAGUUGGAGAAACCUGAGCUAGUGCCUUUCAGAUUAACUCAGAACAUGAUCGAUGGGUUGGGCAUAACUGGAUACGAGGGGAGUUUCUUGAGGGUCUGCGAAAUAACACUGUCAGUGCUUAGGACACACAGAGAGACUCUAAUGAGUGUUCUUGAAACUUUCAUUCAUGAUCCUCUUGUAGAGUGGACGAAAUCUCACAAGUCCAGUGGAGUGGAAGUUCAGAAUCCCCAUGCUCAGAGGGCCAUCGGCAACAUAGAAGCACGGCUUCAAGGCAUUGUGGUUGGUGUUGGUGCAGCUCCGUCUUUACCUCUGGCUGUAGAAGGUCAAGCUCGUCGUCUGAUUGCCGAAGCUAUGUCGCACAAAAACCUUGGAAAGAUGUAUUUAUGGUGGAUGCCUUGGUUCUGAAGAGUUCUUUGUUUUGAAGAGUUCUUUGUUACUUCCGUAUGACCAGUUGAGGUUAUUAUGUUAUAAAAAAUCUUCACAACCACAUUGUUUUGCAUCUUUCGGUUGUCUUUCCUUGUUAUCAAUUAUCAAGAGGCUCAAUGUAGAAGGCCCAAAUGUAUAUAUAGAUUAAGCGCUGGGAACAAGCUUGAUGAUUUAGACUAUGUACAUGUGAUAUCUGGUGCAGUUCUGAUGAACAUUAGAGGAAAGAGUCUUCUGAAAUAGUUCCAUUGGAGGGUAAAUUAGAUGGAAGAAGGAUUAUGUUCUUCAUAAUUUUGUAACGCCAAGGCUCAGCAUGAAGAAAACCCUUAUUCCUUGUAAAGUUGUAAUUAGUGUUUAUGUACAUAAACAUAUUUCUGUAUCUAUGUCAAAUUCGGAUUUCAGAUUAAUGGAAUGGUCCUUGCAUUAAGCACU
This is a messenger RNA of Papaver somniferum (opium poppy), 8658 nucleotides long. RefSeq names its product serine/threonine-protein kinase ATR-like. Gene Ontology annotation, cellular component: nucleus. The transcript is spliced from 15 exons. Gene Ontology annotation, biological process: DNA damage checkpoint signaling; telomere maintenance; protein phosphorylation. Bases 55 to 8208 code for a protein of 2717 amino acids. Gene Ontology annotation, molecular function: protein binding; protein serine/threonine kinase activity. The record is from RefSeq and is a predicted model, not a curated record. Lineage: Eukaryota; Viridiplantae; Streptophyta; Magnoliopsida; Ranunculales; Papaveraceae.